Ctenopharyngodon idella (grass carp) is the source of this 2290-nucleotide messenger RNA. It is a transcript of the gene cldn31, whose product is annotated as claudin-9. Bases 95 to 748 code for a protein of 217 amino acids. Gene Ontology annotation, biological process: bicellular tight junction assembly; cell adhesion. The transcript has a single exon. NCBI's taxonomy places the organism in Eukaryota, Metazoa, Chordata, Actinopteri, Cypriniformes, Xenocyprididae. Gene Ontology annotation, molecular function: structural molecule activity. The record is from RefSeq and is a predicted model, not a curated record. Gene Ontology annotation, cellular component: plasma membrane; bicellular tight junction.
AAAAAACAGACACAUUUUCUUUGAAAUAAAUAUCCUGUAUUUUAAAAUACAUUGUCUUUUACAGAGUGAAUCAAUCAUCCAUUCUCGUUCAGUCAUGGCAAACACGAGUCUUCAGGUGAUGGGUCUGCUGCUGGCCAUCGCAGGCUGGGCGUUUGGGAUCCUGGUCUGUGCCGCCCCCUGGUGGCGAGUGUCGGCGUUCGUGGGGGACGAGCUGGUGGUGUCGCAGGUGCUGUGGGAGGGGCUGUGGAUGACGUGUCUGUCGCAGUGGGGCCGCCUGCAGUGUAAAAUCUACGACUCCGGCCUCGCCCUCUCAAGCUCCGCCCAGACGUGCCGCGGCCUGUGCGUGUUGUCGCUGCUCCUGUGUCUUCUGGCGGUCCCGCUCAGCGUGGCCGGGUUGAAGUGCACGCGCUGCCUCGGUGACGCUCACGAGUCCAAGGCUCGGAUGGUGCGGGUCAGCGCGGCGCUUUUCCUCCUAGCUGCAUUUUUCUUUCUUGUGCCAGUGUGUUGGACCGCGCAUGUCGUGAUACGGGAUUUUUACGACCCGAAUGUCGCCGCGCCGCUCAAGCGUGAGCUCGGACCGGCGCUCUACCUGGGAUGGGGCGUGACCGUGAUGAUGCUGGUGGGUGGGGCUGUGCUAUAUUUGGGCUCCGCCUCCCCUGGAGUUCCAGCAGUGCCUGUUUUUGGAAGAGGAGGAAAAGCGAACCCUCCCUCCACGGCAGAGAGCAAACCAGAGAAAGUUUUUGUGUAAAGGACAUCAACCUGGAUAAACUGUGUCCUAGUGGUCGCAUAGAACUUCAGGAAUUUCAUCAUUUACUCACUGUCAUUUCAUUCAAAAACUAUAUGUGGUUAUUGUUUUCUGUGGAACACAAAAGAAGAGUUCUGCAUAAACUUUAUGCAGCUCCUUUGAUUUGACUCUUUAAUAACCAUUCUCAUGGAAAUUUGUUUUUGGCCCCCCACAGAUGCAUACAGCGAAACACAAUCCAUACAGAGGAAAAAGGAACGAAAAAAAAAAUGUCUCCAAAUAAAACAACAAAACCUGAUAAAACAACCAAAAAAAGUCCAAAUGGCUUGUCUACUGAAGCAAUAUAAGAGCUUUGUGCAAGGAACAGACCUGAAUUUCCCAAAACAAGUGUGCCAGUAUGCGGAAUGGAGAUUUUCUAUAAAUAAUUACCAAAAUUUGAGUCUGUUCAUCACAAACGGCUACAAUAUGACUUAAGAAACUUUGGAAUGUGCAUAGAUUGCUUUUAUGACACUUACAAAACUGUUAGUACUUUCAGUCCUUGAUUCUGAUUGGUCAAUAGCUGUGUUUUAUUCAUUAUAAAACACGCGUCGACUACGACCGCUUCACCCAACGGUUCUGUUUCACUACACAACACCCUUAGCAACCACUCUUAGCAACAUAAACAUGUUUGUUCUCGUUGAUAUUGUCCAUUGAAGCUCACGAGUAUUGUGAGAGAGAGAGAUCGAGUGUAUGACCUGCAUUCAGAUUUAGCAUUUUCCUUCAGGUUAGUCCUAUGUUCGAAUGCCCACUGCAAUAUCUUGUCUUUUUAACGGUUAAUGGGCUUUCACGUGCUCUGACACUGACAGCGCUAAAAAUCUGUCAGUUGCGUCUUGCUCCGUGUUCACAACAAGUUUCAGUCCUUUCAAUAUAAAAGUCUUGUCUUCUGACUGACUCACUCACAAAGACAAUCUUUACCGCCAUUUAAUGGCGUAAUAAUGUAACUUCUGUGGAACUAUUUUUUCCAGCGGAAGGAAGGAUUUUAGUUCUUUUACUUCAUGAAAGUUGCAUUGAUACAUAUUUUUUUGGCUUUAAUGUUUGUAUUAUGUGGUAACCAUUUUAUAAAAGCAAUAAGUUACGAGAGGCUGUGCUGUAUCGUGAAUAAGUCACGGCUGAAGGGCGUUGUUAGGCAUGACGCUUAGUGCCUAACAACUUACUUAUGAUGCAUAUGUGCUUGACAGCUUGCCUACAUACCGAAAAGAACAGUCUGAUGCUUUUUCAAAAUUACUACUUUUGUGUGCUAGAAAGAAAUAAUAUAUGGGUUUAGAAUUAACGACGUGUAUUUUUAUUUAUAGACAGAAAUCUGACUCUGUCCUUCAUAGACUGAAUCUGGGUACAUUUCCAAUUCAUAAAGCCUUUGGCAAUUUAUUUUGAUUUCUAAUGAAUCUUUUAUAUGCUAUAUGGAGGUCAGUUUACUCUUAUUUGUUGCAUUACAGUCUCACAUAUUGUUUUUGUUUGUCUUUUUUUUCCAAUGCUUUAUUUAUUGAUGUGUUACUGUGUAUUGUUUGUCUA